AUGAACGUAAAGGGUUUGUUAUUAGAGAAUUCACGGUAUUUAUUUCAACUUCAAAAUUCAACGGUUUUCAGAAAUGGGAACGAGUUACAAUUCCCUAUCGAAAGAGGCCAAACGGGUCACUAA
Caenorhabditis briggsae is the source of this 123-nucleotide messenger RNA. Lineage: Eukaryota; Metazoa; Nematoda; Chromadorea; Rhabditida; Rhabditidae. The record is from RefSeq and is a predicted model, not a curated record. The coding region runs from base 1 to 123 and encodes 40 amino acids. The transcript has a single exon.